CUGUUUGUUUGUUUACAUCAUUUCAUUUCAUAUUUAAAAACAACCAAAAAUACACACACCCCACACAACUCUGUAAACAUCUAAACAAAGCAUUCAACAACAAUUUUGUCAGAAUCUGAAGCCCUAAAUGUCGGCGGCAACAACAAGUACAAGAAAAGAAGGCGACGGACUGCUUCUGGGUCGGUUCGAGAUCGGAAAACUUUUAGGCCACGGCAGUUUUGCAAAAGUAUAUCUAUCACGAAAUAUCAAAACAAAUGAAUCCGUCGCCAUUAAAGUAAUCGACAAAGAAAAAAUCAUGAAAGGCGGCUUGAUUUCACAUAUAAAACGCGAGAUCUCGAUACUGCGGCGUGUCAGACACCCAAACAUUGUUCAAUUGUUUGAAGUUAUGGCGACAAAAAGUAAGAUUUUUUUUGUUAUGGAAUAUGUUAAAGGUGGUGAGUUAUUUAAUAAAGUAGCUAAAGGUAGAUUAAAAGAAGAAAUUGCUAGAAAAUAUUUCCAACAAUUAAUAUCUGCCGUAGGAUUUUGUCAUGCUCGUGGUGUGUUUCAUAGAGAUUUAAAACCUGAAAAUAUAUUGUUAGAUGAGGAUGGAGAUUUGAAAGUUUCGGAUUUCGGUUUGAGUGCGAUUAGUGAACAAAUUAGAGGGGAUGGUUUGUUUCAUACAUUUUGUGGGACCCCUGCUUAUGUGGCACCUGAGGUAUUGGGGAGGAAGGGUUAUGAGGCGGCGAAAGUAGAUAUCUGGUCUUGUGGGGUGAUUUUGUUUGUUUUGAUGGCGGGUUAUUUGCCUUUUCAUGAUCAGAAUAUAAUGGUGAUGUAUAAGAAGAUUUAUAGAGGGGAGUUUCGGUGUCCUAGAUGGUUUUCGCCUGAAUUGACUCGUUUGUUGAAACGAUUGUUGGAUACGAAUCCUGAAUCGAGAAUUACUAUUCCUGAGAUUAUGGAGAAUAAGUGGUUUAAAAAAGGGUUUAGGAAUGUUAAGUUUUAUUUGGAGGAUGAUAAGUUAUGUAGUGUGAAGGAAGGCGGGGAGAUUGAGGAUGAUGGGAUUGAUUAUUCGUCUGACCAGUCUUCGUAUUCUGAAACUGAAGCUGAAUCCGAGGCUAGAAGAAGAAAAGGACCAACUAGUUUGCCUAGACCUGCUAGUUUAAAUGCGUUUGAUCUUAUAUCGUUUUCUCGUGGGUUUAGCUUGUCUGGUUUGUUUGAAGAUGGAGUUGAGGAAUCAAGAUUUGUGUCACGUGUACCGGUUUCUAAGAUAAUACCAAAGUUGGAGGAGAUCGGACAAGAUGUUAAGUUUACGGUUAGGAAGAAGGACUGCAGGGUUAGUUUGGAAGGGUCAAGAGAAGGAGUAAAAGGUCCAUUGACGAUUGGAGUCGAGAUAUUUGAACUAACACCUUCUUUAAAUGUUGUGGAAGUCAAAAAGAAAGCAGGAGAUAAAGGAGAAUACGAUGUAUUUUUUGAACGGGAACUUAGACCAAGAUUGCAGGAACUUAUGCAUACUGAUCAACCUGGUGAAUCCUCAAAUCCACCUUCCGAUACUGAAUAAACUUAAUAUUACCAAAAGGGUAUACUUUUCAUUUCAUUUUCUUGCUCUAUUGUAAUGAUGAUUUUGUUUGUAUAAUAUGAUACUUUAUCAA
Messenger RNA from Erigeron canadensis, 1625 nucleotides. Its product is annotated as CBL-interacting serine/threonine-protein kinase 12-like. Lineage: Eukaryota; Viridiplantae; Streptophyta; Magnoliopsida; Asterales; Asteraceae. The record is from RefSeq and is a predicted model, not a curated record. Gene Ontology annotation, biological process: protein phosphorylation; signal transduction. The coding region runs from base 128 to 1534 and encodes 468 amino acids. The transcript has a single exon. Gene Ontology annotation, molecular function: protein kinase activity; ATP binding.